Molecule: messenger RNA, 3615 nt
Organism: Columba livia (rock pigeon)
Lineage: Eukaryota; Metazoa; Chordata; Aves; Columbiformes; Columbidae
Gene: HSD11B2
Product: hydroxysteroid 11-beta dehydrogenase 2
Exons: 5
Coding region: 43-2064 (673 amino acids)
Biological process (GO): glucocorticoid metabolic process
Cellular component (GO): intracellular membrane-bounded organelle
Molecular function (GO): 11-beta-hydroxysteroid dehydrogenase (NAD+) activity
Source: RefSeq, a predicted model, not a curated record
GCGGGGCCGGGCGCGGCGGCAGCGGCGGGGCCGGGGCCCGGGAUGGAGCCGGGGCUGGACCGCUGGGCGUACGGCGCGUUGUGGGCGGCGCUGGCCGGGAGCCUGGCGCUGCGGGCGGCCCGGCGAGCCCUGGGGCCGGGCCGGGGGCUGGUGCUGCCCCUGGCGCUGCUGGCCGGGCUGCAGAGCCUGUGCCGCGCCUGCCUGCCGCUGCCCCUGGGGCUCGCCCUGGCCGCUGCCGCCGCCUGCCUGCUGCUGUGGUGGGCAUCGCCCCGCAGGCUGCUGCCGGUGGCAGGCAGAGCUGUCCUUGUCACAGGCUGCGACUCGGGCUUUGGGCAGGCGACAGCACGGCACUUGGACUCCAUGGGCUUUCGGGUGUUCGCCAGCGUGUUGGACCCGCAGAGCCCUGGCGCCCAAGAGCUGCGCAGCAGCUGCUCAUCGAGGCUGACACUGCUGGAGAUGGACCUGACCAAGCCAGAGGACAUCCAGCGCGUCCUGCAGCACAUCCAGGCCCACACCAACAGCACAGGGCUCUGGGGUCUGGUGAACAAUGCCGGCUUCAACGACACCAUCGCAGAUGCCGAGCUCUCACCGCUGGGCAAGUUUCGCACUUGCAUGGAGGUGAACUUCUUCGGCUCGCUGGAGCUCACCAAGGGGCUGCUGCCCCUGCUUCGCUCUGCUGGUGGACGCAUCGUCACCGUCAGCAGCCCCGCGGGCGACCUGCCCUUCCCCUGCCUGGCAGCCUACGGGGCAUCAAAAGCAGCACUGAGCCUGCUCAUGGACACCUUUCGCAGCGAGCUCCAGCCCUGGGGCAUCAAAGUCAGCAUCAUCCUGCCUGGCUACUACAAAACAGAAGCAACGGCUGGUGGCCAGCCUGCCCCAGGAGCUGCUGCAGGCCUAUGGCGAGGACUACGUGGAGGAGAUCAACCGCCAGUUCAUCCAGUUCAUGAAGGUGGCAGUGGAGGACCUCAGCGCGGUGGUGAACAGCAUCACAGACGGGCUCCUGGCUGCCAACCCAGCCGUGCGCUACUACCCAGGGCAGGGCCUUGGGCUGAUGUAUUUCAUACACCGCUACCUGCCCUACUUUGUCCGAGACUUGUUCUUGAAAGGAUUUUUCAUCAACCCCAAGCUGCCUCGAGCGCUGCGGGAAGAGCACCACAGCGAGGGGAAGGUGAACUGACCUCAGCCCACAUGCGGUCGUGGGGCAGGAGCGAAGCUUCUCCUGGGACUUCCAGGGACGUUAGCCCCCAAGCGCAUGCACAGCCACUGGCAUCACCCUCGUGCACCCUGGGGGAACAAUCAGCACUAGAUGUUAAAAACCAAAUCGCUUUCCAAAAAAUCAGGCAGAUCUAUUUUCUAUUGUGCGAGAAUCAACAUUUUCUAGAGACUUCGUUUUUUGUAUUUUUUCUAACCAUGCAUCCUCCAAGGGAGCCACCCCUGCCUGGCUCAGCAGCUCUGCACCACGGGCUGGGAUGUACCUCGGGCAUUUCUCAGCUACCCAACACCUUCCUCCCUGAUGCUGGAGCUGCAUUUGUCUCCAUCACCUUUUGGCUGGGUCAGGCUCAGGACCCUGUGGCUGCUGCCGUGCCAGCCCCUGCCUCCCUCCCCUUCCUUACACACUCCAUAUGCUCCCGGCGAGCGCAGGGACAGAGGCUGUGGAGUUCUUCACAAGAUGAACUACAUGAUUGUCACUUUUUAAAUAAAUCUGUUCUUGAUAUGCCACUGGGCUCUGGCACUCUCCUUCCGCAGUGCAGCGUUGUGAUGUUUGGUCAGGGCAGGGCAGAGCAGAACUGGGUGACAGCUGGCACCACACUGAGCACCGUGGCAAGAGAGGCCACAGGUAGCCCCAAAAAAAGGGGUCAGCCCACCAGGAAGAGCUUGCUAUGCUCCCCCUUACUCCUCACCUCUACCCCAAAGACUUCCUGCUGCUUUGCUUUGAUUCCAUGGCCCUGCUGGGGUGAGAAUGGAAGGGGUGACAGUGCCACACAGGGACAACCCCAUACAGGAAGCCCAGGUGCAGAGGGACAAGCUCAGCAAAGCCAGGGGACGUGCCGCACAGCUCCCUAACCACAGGGCUCACUUCCCACACAGCUGCCCAAGCAGUGAGGGCUUUAUCUACUCAGCACCCAGCUGCACUCACAGACCAGGUACCGCACACAGCUUGGGCUGGAGUGAAUGUUCUGGGACCAACAGAUGGUACAAUGUCCACGCCUGUGACAGAAACAAGUGUCCCAAGUCAGGCAGGAGCCACAACAGCCUCCACUCCCACAAAUACCAAACUCCCUGGUUAAGAGAGCCCAUGUCUGACAUAAACUCCUUGUGGGGAUGUGGGAGGAGGUGCCCAAGGAAGCAGGGAGAGCCCAGUGCAGGAGGCAGGUAUUUAUUGGUGUAGAGAGGAGAGGAUCACAGGAUAACAAACACUGCAGAGGUGACCACAGCACAAGCUGAGAUGGAGACACUCUUCAUUGAUCCCUGCACAGCAGCAGCACCAAGCACAUGUUUCCCACCAGUAAGGCUUCUCCACUGCCACAGGGCACCUCCCUGACCUGGGCUCACCAAGACACGAAGCAGCAAGGAGCAGGGCUGCCACACCAUGCCCAGGGCUUGGCUCCCACUCCCUAACCACAGGCAGGCAGGGCCUGGACAGGGCGUGGGACAUUUCUGCUACCAGCCACCCUCCUCAUGGUGCCCUGGGCCAGCUGUGCCCAUACAGCUGCACAGCAGCACCAGCCCAGACCCCUGCACAGAGGAAGAGGCUGCAUUGUCCUGGAUGCCUGCCCCGGGACGAUGCAGGGGUCCAGCACCAUCCACAAAGCCAAAAGGAGCUGCAAUGCUUGCACAAUUGUGUGUAAACUCCAGGCUGUGGGUCUUCAGGAGAGGAAGGAGCUCAGCCAGGUUAGAGAGUCCUCUCAAGCUGCAGGGCACGAGUGAGACUGGUGAGAGCAGCUUCUGAGGACACAGCAAGGCUGCACUAGUUCAAAUGCUGCUGAGUGGGGACACACAAGCACUCUGGCUCUGCCUUUGCAUUCUCACAGGUUCCAUCCCAGUCCCAGGUAGGGCUGCUCAGUCUCUUCCAGGUCAGGGUGAGCUACAGGGGGAUGCAGGGACUGCACAGCAGCACAGCCUACGCUACAAAUCACUCUCAAACUAAAUCUCACAUGAGCAACACUGAGGAGGCAGCGUGCAGAGCACUGCCAGAGAGGCCCCCAGCCAUGGCAGAGCUGAUGUGUUCCUCUGCAGUGGCGGGAACCCCCUGGAGGCAGCAAACCCCUGGCUGGUGCGUGCUCUAGGAGCAUAAGCACAUACAGCAGAUUAGUACAGCAACACAGGGACUACGAAAUACACAACAGGAGGCGUCACUCCUGCUACACAUGGCCAAGCCUGUGACACUGGACCCUCCAGACCCCGCACAGCACACACAACUCAAACUUCAGCUUCUGAAUAAUUUAACUAGCAACUGUACAGUUUCUUCAUCUGAGCCAGUUCCACAGAUGGGACAAUCCUGGAGUCUGGGCAAGGGGUAACUCAGGGCAUUAGGCGGGGGUCCCUCUGGACUCCAGGGGCGGGAGGAUCAGACAGGAGCAGAGCGGGGUUAGAAGAUGGGAAUGUAGUUGUCAA